UCUUGGGACUGUUUCCCUGCCACUCAAUCACAAUAGACACUAAUUCUUUGCGUUCAGUGCUUGUGGGUAUCCUCAAAACACUCACCUCUCUUCUUUCAUCAACCAUUAAUUAUAAUUUUGUCAUCUAGUUAUCCCUUAUUAAUCUCUUGUUUUUUUAUUUCCUUUAUUUCUCUUUAUUCAAUGUUCAAAAUUUCAUUUUUUUUUUGUUUCCUGUGUUUGCUUGCAUGUACAUUACUAUAGUUCUUGUUUUUCCUCUGAACUUAAGUCCUAUUUGAUGUUCAAAAACUGAUUAUGCCCACUUGAUGCUUGCUGAAAUGCCCCAAAGAGUUGUCCUUUGUGUUUGAUGUUCAAAAAAAAAAAAAAAAAUUUUAAAGUUAUUUAAUAAUGUUGAAGAUUGGAUGCAGUUCUUCUUCUUACAAGUUUUCUAAUAUCAAAUAUGUAGUGCUUCUUGUCAUCGGUGUUCCGGCAUUGAUCUUCAGUCUAUAUCUUCAUGGCCAAAAGAUAUCUUACUUUCUCCGGCCACUGUGGCAAUCCCCUCCAAAGGCAUUCAAUGAUAUACCUCACUAUUACCAUGAGAAUGUUUCAAUGAAGGAACUCUGCCAGCUUCAUGGAUGGACAGCUCGCGAUACGCCCCGCCGUGUUUUCGAUGCGGUGCUCUUCAGCAAUGAGAUUGACAUUCUUGCUAUUCGGUGGAAUGAGCUUUACCCAUAUGUAUCAGAAUUUAUCAUUCUCGAAUCCAAUUCGACAUUCACCGGUGUCAAGAAGCCUCUUUUCUUCGCGGAGAAUCGGCAUUUGUUCAAGUCAUUUGAUUCUAAACUCACUUAUGGCACAGUAGGUGGAAGGUUUGUGAGGGGCGAGAACCCUUUCGUCGAGGAAGCAUAUCAGAGGAUAGCACUGGACCAGCUCAUCAGGAUUGCCGGCAUUCGUGAUGAUGAUUUGCUGAUAAUGUCCGAUGUUGAUGAGAUUCCGAGUGGCCACACGAUCAACCUGCUUAGAUGGUGUGAUGAUAUUCCUGAGAUACUUCACCUGAGGCUCCGAAACUAUCUUUAUUCAUUCGAGUUCUUUAUUGACAACAACAGUUGGAGAGCCUCAGUUCAUCGGUAUCGGCCUGGUAAGACACGAUACGGACAUUUUCGUCGUACUGAUAGCAUAUUGUCGGACUCUGGUUGGCACUGCAGCUUUUGUUUCCGCUACAUUCCCGACUUCAUUUUUAAGAUGAAGGCAUACAGUCAUGUUGAUCGUGUUCGGUUCAAUUACUUCUUGAAUCCGUCGAGAAUUCAGGAUGUGAUUUGUCGAGGAAAAGACUUGUUUGAUAUGCUUCCAGAGGAGUACACUUUCAGGGAUUUAAUUGGGAAGAUGGGGCCGAUACCGCACUCGUAUUCUGCAGUCAAUCUUCCCAAGUAUUUAAUCCAGAAUGCCGAUAAAUAUCGGUUUCUACUGCCUGGUAAUUGCAAACGAGAAAAUGCAUAUAGCUAUCAAAGUAGUUGAUGAAGAUUUCUUACCAUAGAUUAUAUGAUUUACUGAAUAUCUGUUUUGAGCUAGAGAAUUCUUUAUUUAGAUAUAAAAAUAAAAUAAAAUUGUUUAUCAUAUAACCCGCCUUUUUUUAAGACAUUAUAGGCUGGUAAAAAUUCAUUGUCUUUGAUGUAAUAUUGUUAGCUUUCUAUUUGAGAAGUUGAUGCCUUUUUGUUUGUGGUGAACUUAAGAUUAUCAUUUGGGUUUGUAAAUAUCUUAUUUUGAUGUAAAAUGUGAAUUAGUGAGAGUUUAGAAGAAUAAUCAAAGAGAAGAUUGAAUGUUCAUGAUUUCAUUUGUUAGCCAUAUUAAUUGUGGUGAUAUUUUCUU
Molecule: messenger RNA, 1839 nt
Organism: Dioscorea cayenensis subsp. rotundata (Guinea yam)
Lineage: Eukaryota; Viridiplantae; Streptophyta; Magnoliopsida; Dioscoreales; Dioscoreaceae
Exons: 1
Coding region: 385-1488 (367 amino acids)
Biological process (GO): N-acetylglucosamine metabolic process; protein N-linked glycosylation
Cellular component (GO): membrane
Molecular function (GO): beta-1,4-mannosylglycoprotein 4-beta-N-acetylglucosaminyltransferase activity
Source: RefSeq, a predicted model, not a curated record